AAAGUGAUCUCACUGAAAUACUGCGUCGUUCACUCAGGUGAUUCUCGUCUCUUCCCACAGGUGAAUGGGCGAGACUUCUCCAAGGUUGAACAUGACCAGGCUGUGGUGGAGGCCAUCAGGAGAGACCCCAUCGUGGUCCAGGUCCUGCGCCGGACCCCUAACGGGGCUGCCACGGCUGCAGUCGCUCACAACCUUGGCGGCACAUCGGAGGACGUGUGUGUCGUGGACGUUUGCACACAAACCGACAUCACCUUCGAACACAUCAUGGCGCUGGCCAAGCACCGAGCCACUACCCCUCCCGUCCCUGACAUCUGCCCCUUCCUUUUGUCUGACAGCUGCCAUUCCAUCCACACCAUGGAACACGAGUUUUACGAGUGUCCCGAGUACUUGUCCAACACCCAGGCAGAGGUGGAGAGGACGGAGGAGUUUGAGUAUGAGGUACUUGGGGAACUGUGCCGACAGAAUAGCCAGGAGAAGCUUGGACUGACGCUGUGCUACAGGACUGACGAUGAGGAGGACACCAGCAUCUACGUCAGCCAGGUGGAACCAAACAGUAUAGCAGCAAAGGAUGGACGCAUCAGGGAAGGAGACCGUAUUUUACAGAUAAAUGGGUGCGAGGUGCGAGACAGGGAGAAAGCCGUUGCCUUGUUGUCAAGUGAAGAAGCAAGGAGCAUCGUACUGCUGGUGACAAGACCCGAAAUCCAGCUGGAGGAGGAGGUAUGGCUGGAUGAUGAGCAGCAGGAGCUGGUGGAGGAGCUGAAGAUGGAGCUUCUGGAGGAGAGGAGAAAGAAAGAGCAGCGCUUUGACAGAGGAGACGAGCAUCAAGCUGAUGAAGAAAUGACAACAGACACAGCUACAUGUUCCUCCAUCAACCAAGACAGUGGCUUAGGACGCAGCACAGACAGUCCUGACCAUCAACCCUUGCUGGCCAGGCUCCACAGAAGAAGCCCCGCCCGUUGCCUCAGGGACCGAUGGAGGGCAGAGCAUCCACACACGAGGGCAGGGACAGAUGAUCCACAGGGCCUCCACAGUCAAAGGACUCCGUCUAAAGGCCAGGGCCACGAGGCCAUGGUUAGUAUCCCUAGUAGCGGAGGCGGGAUCCUCGGCUUAGAGAACUGCUUUCAGCAACUGCUGGAACUGAAGUGUCAAAUACGAAAUGGAGGGGAGUGCGGGGUGUAUUCCAUCCGACACAGCAUAGAGUGCAGCCUUACGGAAAAAGGCAGCGGGGAUGGGGACGGUGUGGAUAGCGAAGGAGAAGGGAGUGGGGUGGAGCAUGAGUUAAAGAUGCUCAAUGAGGAACUGAGAAGCAUCGAGCUGGAAUGUCAGAGCAUCAUGCAGGCACAUCAACUCCGCCAGACUUUAGACUCCACUCCCUGCUCACCAGGACGGAGCCCUAAGGAUGGGCACAAACUGCACAGCAGGUUGGCCGACAUCCAUGAACACCCAGAGAGUGACAAGAUCCGGGAGAAGGACAGCUCCAGUGCCUACAACACAGCAGAGAGUGCCAGGUCCACACCGCUCGGUAUGGAACGCUCUCCGGACCACUCUUUACAAAGACACAUCGCCAUCACCAACCAGAAAAACCUCAGACUGGCCUCGUCCACACCCUCCUGCCCAAUCCCCAUCCCUAAGCCUCAUGGUACACCCAGUCGUAGCAGACCAGCAGAGCCAGGACUCGUUAUCUCCAGCAGCCCUGACCAGAGCAACCAAUCCAGGUCGGAGUCAGACCCUGCCCUACCCGCAGAUGACGAGAGGUGUGAGAAGAAAGGUAGGAGCAGGGAAUCCAGGAGAGCACUUCCAUAUGGCUGUUCGUACCAAACAAGUCCUUAUUCAGGCCCAGGAGGAUCCAGGCAACUCCAGAGCUACAUGCAGCUGCUCCAGCAGCACUCCUCCCUGGAGUACUCCCAGAGCCAGCUGAGUCUGCUCAGUGUCUGCCGCGAUCCGGUGCACAGGAGCGGACGCCCUGGGGAACCGCGUCUGGAAUGGAAGGUCAAAGUGCGCGCAGACGGUACACGCUACGUGGCCCGUAGGCCGGCGCGUGAUCGCAUCCUGAGGGAACGGGCGCUCAGGAUCAGGGAGGAGAGAAGCGGAGGCAUGACCACGGACGACGACGCUAUGAGUGAAAUGAAGAUGGGCCGAUACUGGAGCAAAGAGGAGCGAAAGCAGCACUUGGCCCGGGCCAGGGAGCAGAGGAAGAGGAGGGAGUUCAUGCAGAAAAGCCGCUUAGAGUGUCUGAAGGAGGGCACGGCCAGCGGAGCCGAGGGCAAGAAGGAGAUCAAUAUCUUAGAGCUCAGUCACAAAAAGAUGAUGAAGAAACGGAACAAAAAGAUCCUCGACAACUGGAUGACCAUCCAGGAGUUAAUGAGCCACGGAGCCAGAGUUCCUGAGAGCUCGAAAGUCCACAACGCCUUCUUGUCCGUCACAACUGUCUAAC
This is a messenger RNA of Cynoglossus semilaevis (tongue sole), 2434 nucleotides long. RefSeq names its product PDZ domain containing ring finger 4 (gene pdzrn4). The record is from RefSeq and is a predicted model, not a curated record. The annotation marks the transcript as partial. The transcript has 8 exons. NCBI's taxonomy places the organism in Eukaryota, Metazoa, Chordata, Actinopteri, Pleuronectiformes, Cynoglossidae. Gene Ontology annotation, molecular function: protein binding.